ACUCCUUGGAAAAAACCCCCCCCUCAUCGUUGUCGAUUCGGAAACAAAUACUGCUUAUGAGAUAUCCAUCCUGCGGCUGCGACUCUCCAACCAAGAUCCUGCAGUUUUGCUGUUCCUGACCGUUCACCACGUUCCGCGGGCGUGACGUGUUUUAUCCCCGCCCACCCCGCUCCAACCAUAACCAUGGCAGAUAAUCAUCAGCCUGGUGGUAAUGGCCACGACCACUCGACGGCGGUUCCGGCCAUUGCAUCGCAGCAGUUGAGCACGGAUUCGCGGUCUCCGUCAACGAGAGGUCAAUCCCUGCGCUUGAACCACCACAUUUCGACGCCGAGCCACCAGCGCGGCCAGAGCUUCAGUGAGAGCUUACGCGCAGUUCCGGGAUCUCCGCGUUCGCGCCGACAACCAUCCCUGACACAAGCUGCGAUCCAGAGCCUUAUUGAUAAUCCGCCUGCCCGAAACCCAGCUGACCCCGCGUUUGCGGGUCGUGACUGGCGUCAUAUCUCGAUCGGGGAGCUGGUGAGGCCCGACGAUUUGAAAUUCGUCGAAGUUGAUACGGGGAUUGAAGAAGCAACAAAUAUUUUGAUCGAGACUGGUGCCCCAGUGCUCCUGAUCCGGGAAACACCGCAGGAUACAGCGGCGGUGGGUACCUUUGACUACUCCGAUCUGAACGCAUAUCUUCUUUUGGCGGCGGGUAUUACACAGCCCGACGAAGAGCAUAUUACGUCCUUUCAGGAGCUGGCGAAGAAGGCCCGGGAAGGGAGUAAGAUCCCACUGAAAGAUGUCAAGGGUCUGGGUAAAAAGGAGCCUUUCACUACGCUCUCUGCCUCGGAAAAUGUGAUGACGGCGGUUAAACUCUUUGGAGGGGGUAUACACCGGAUUGUGGUGGUCAAGGAGGAGAACGAGCGCGAAGUGGUGGGCAUCUUUAGCCAGACCAGACUCGUCAAGUUCCUGUGGGAGAAUGGGCGCAGUUUCCCAGUCAUCGACCAGCUGUACCCGCAGCAGCUACGAGAACUGCGAAUUGGAUCGGGUAAUGUGAUAUCGAUCAAUGGGGACAAGCCACUUUCCGAAGCCCUGCAGCUCAUGAACAACGAGGGCAUCUCUUCAAUCGCUGUCGUCGAUAACCAUACCAAUGUGAUUGGUAACAUUUCUACUGUGGAUGUCAAGCUUUUGACACGGUCGACAUCGCUUCCUCUUCUCCACAACACCUGCAUUCACUUCAUCUCCGUAAUCCUCUCCACGCGCGGCCUUGUUGAAGGCAAGGAUUCUUUUCCGGUUUUCCACAUCAACCCCACUUCAACGCUGGCGCACACGAUUGCGAAAGUGGUUGCGACCAAAUCACACCGUCUGUGGGUGACGGAUCCCAUGUCACCCUCCUCGUCCGGCCCACCGACUCCAUCACACUCGGCCGUGCACCUCCCGCUGGCGGCGCCUGCGACGCAGACCGGACCAACCCAUGCGGCGAGCACUGUGACCCCGACUCCUCACGGAAUGGCGCCCUCGAUCCCAGCCUCUGCGUUGCCGGGAUCACGACUCUCUGGGCACUUGGUGGGCGUGGUCAGCCUUACGGACAUGCUGAACCUGUACGCGCGGGCGAGUGGGCUAAGCCCUGCUGAUCCUGCGGAGACACGCAGUCGGCGGCGGCGAAGCAGCAGUUCGAGCGUGAGCGUGCGGCGCAGCGGGGAGAUUGGACGGGAGUUGUUUAGUCGCGGGGUUUGACCGGCCGUCAUCUUCGUGUUUGAAAGCUCGGUAUUUUUCCGAGAGUCAGGAUCCGUAGAUCCAGAUUAGGUGCCCUAGGUAUUUCAUAUCA
Penicilliopsis zonata CBS 506.65 is the source of this 1807-nucleotide messenger RNA. RefSeq lists its product as hypothetical. Lineage: Eukaryota; Fungi; Ascomycota; Eurotiomycetes; Eurotiales; Aspergillaceae. The record is from RefSeq and is a predicted model, not a curated record. Bases 184 to 1716 code for a protein of 510 amino acids. Gene Ontology annotation, molecular function: protein serine/threonine phosphatase inhibitor activity. The transcript is spliced from 6 exons. Gene Ontology annotation, biological process: cellular response to glucose starvation; regulation of mitotic metaphase/anaphase transition.